This is a messenger RNA of Priapulus caudatus, 1377 nucleotides long. Its product is annotated as basigin-like. The record is from RefSeq and is a predicted model, not a curated record. NCBI's taxonomy places the organism in Eukaryota, Metazoa, Priapulida, Priapulimorpha, Priapulimorphida, Priapulidae. Gene Ontology annotation, biological process: cell-cell adhesion.
CAUAGUUUAUCGCCAUUUUUGCACAGCUCAGUGUUAGAUCGUUCUUGUCGACGGAAUUCAUCCUUUCCCGUCCUGCGAGUUCCAAUUCGAACAGAACCUUUAACCUGCCAUAAUGUCAAGAACUUUAAUAAUAGUUGCUUUGCUAGCCCCACUCUGUGCUUACGGCCAGGACACCAUCUAUAAUCAGAUCAUAACGGGGCAACAUGUGUACCAGGCUGGGGACACUAUGACGCUUAAAUGUACAGUGUCCCCAUCGCCCGUGCUAAUUCAGUGGACAAAGAAUAAUGUUAAAAUAAUCAACGGUGUAGCGGGUACAUCAAUUACGGUAAACUCGCUCUAUUCGAAGAACAUGGUGGAGAGCAUUCUGACGAUUGAGAACUUGUCUCCCAGCCAUUCAGGCUCAUAUAGGUGCAUGAGCGAUGGCAACCCAGAUCCCUUCAAGGUAGUGGUUGUCACCGUGGAAAGCUCACCUAGUGAAGUCACCCUGGACAGUGGCUCAAAUGGCCUACUUUACUGCACUCCGCACCCCAAAGCGUGGGAGGUGGUGUGGAGCAAGGAUGGCCACUUGGUGACCACAGACGAUCGCUACAGGCUGCUAAAGAAUAACACGUUGAUAAUAGUCGAUGUUGCGAUGCGUAGCUCGGGUGUAUACAUGUGCAGGCUUUCGGGCAUCGAGGGUCCGACUCCAAGCGUCAACAUCACUGUGCGCGUUGUUGGAAAAGAAUCGAUAAUCCUGUCCAAGUUUGGUGAAAGCGGGACGCUAAACUGCAACAGCGAUAAGAAAGUGCAGUGGACAAAAGAGGGCGCCGCACUGAACGAAUCGCUGACGGAGAAGUAUGAUUUUGGAACGAAUGCAUCGCUGACCGUUAAGGAUGUACAGCUGCCCGACGUUGGCGCCUACUACUGCACCCCGGCCGAGAAUGGCGAUUCCAGCGUCGAGUUCGAACUGCAAGUCAUGGGACACCCUAACGAAACCUUCCAUAAGUCCAAGAACAUCAUAGAGGGUGAUAACCACACGAUCACAUGCAGUCCCAUUGGCUCACCAGAUGGACUCAAUGUGACCUGGUACAAAGAUGCCAAGCUACUUGUCGAAAGCGAUCAUUUGAUGCUGCAGCAAGUGAAUAACAGCGACUCGGUGAGGCUGUUGAUCAUCAGUGCGAGGAUAAACGAAGAGAGCGGAAAGUUCGAGUGCCUCGUUAGAAACGACUUUGGUAACGCGAGCACCGUGAUAACGAUCCGCGUUAAAGACAAGUUGGCGGCUCUGUGGCCUUUCCUGGGAAUCUGUGCUGAGGUUGCCCUUCUCUGUCUGAUCAUAUUCAUCUACGAGAAGAAGCGCAGCAAAGAUGAGGAUGAUGACGACAUCGCUAACGAGAACAU